Molecule: messenger RNA, 492 nt
Organism: Fragaria vesca subsp. vesca
Lineage: Eukaryota; Viridiplantae; Streptophyta; Magnoliopsida; Rosales; Rosaceae
Exons: 1
Coding region: 1-492 (163 amino acids)
Source: RefSeq, a predicted model, not a curated record
AUGACGAUAUUGGCGCUCACCGUUUUCAAGCCUAAACAACCCGAGAUCAGUGCCCGACCCGUCGGAGUCGAAAACAUUCAGUACACACUCUUUCCAAAUGUGACGCUAAAUGUGACACUAAGCAUGCUCGUCACGAUAAAUAAUAAGAACUAUGGAAGCUUUAGUUUCAAGAAUGCGACGGCAUAUGUUACUUACCACGACACAGUUGUAGCCUUGGUUCCAAUGGAGCAUGCUUUUGUCCCUGCACGAGGGAAAAUAAACAUUACCACCUCUGUAGAUCUUAUGGGCGACAAGCUGAUCUCAAACCCUCAUUUCAUGGAAGAUGUCACUAGUGGGAUUUUCAAUUUGAUCUCUACUGCUGAUUUACAUGGAAAAGUGACUGUGCUCAAGUUCGUGAAGUUUGGCGCUACGGCUUUUAGCACCUGUGACAUCUCAUUUUCCAUAAAAACCCAGCAAAUCGAUUCUAAAUGCAAAUCCAAACUGAAGAUGUAA